Myripristis murdjan (pinecone soldierfish) is the source of this 3025-nucleotide messenger RNA. RefSeq names its product DNA-binding protein SATB2-like. The transcript has 12 exons. The record is from RefSeq and is a predicted model, not a curated record. Gene Ontology annotation, molecular function: RNA polymerase II cis-regulatory region sequence-specific DNA binding; DNA-binding transcription factor activity, RNA polymerase II-specific. Bases 166 to 2757 code for a protein of 863 amino acids. Gene Ontology annotation, biological process: chromatin remodeling; regulation of transcription by RNA polymerase II. NCBI's taxonomy places the organism in Eukaryota, Metazoa, Chordata, Actinopteri, Holocentriformes, Holocentridae.
CUCAGGUCGCUGCUGUCUCUGAGGGAAAACUUUGGAAAGUUCCCGUUUCUCAGCCUGGAUUCACUCAUUUUCAUCAAUGGACAGAGGCUUUUCCCCGGCAGACACAGUUACAUCCUGAACACUCCACACACAGUGCUGGGUGCACUCCCUGGAGUCUGCAGGGGGAUGGAGCAACGAGGAGGAGGAGGAGGAGCAGAGAGCCCCAGCCUACGGGACAGCGCCAGCCCGGAGGAGAGGGGGGAGAGAGAUGAGAGCCCGACCCUGUGUGGCCCCCAGACAGGCAAAAUGAGCUGUCUGGAGGUCAACGGCAGCGUCACAGGGCCACGGAGCAGACUCAACGGCACACCACUGAGACCACUAGGAGGCCUGAUGAUCCCUGUCUACUGCGUGGUGGAACACGCAGACAUGGGCGUGGCUGGUGACGCUGAGGGGCGUGGUGACCGGCAUGCUGAGUUUGUAUUGGUUCGUAAGGACGUCCUCUUCACGCAGCUGGUGGAGACGGCGCUGGUCGCCCUGGGAUACUCACACAGCUCAGCGGUACAGGCACGAGGCAUCAUUAAAGUGGGCCGCUGGAAGCCAAUGCCUAUCCACUACCUGACUGAUGCCCCAGAGGCCACGGUGGCUGACAUGCUGCUGGACGUGUACCACAUGGUCACCCUGCGUAUUCUGCUGCACAGCUUUGCCAGGCUGGAGGACUUGCCGUCAGAGCAGUGGAGCCACGCCACAGUGAGGAACGCCCUCAAAGAACUGCUUCGGGAGAUGAACCAGAGCGCUCUGGCCAAGGAAUGUCCUCUCUCUCAGAGUAUGAUAUCAGCAAUAGUGAAUAGCUCCUACUAUGCCAAUGUCUCCACUUCUAAAUGCCAGGAGUUUGGGCGCUGGUACAAGAGGUACAAACGCAUCAGAGGUGAAUACCUUGAAAAGAUGUGGUCAGCACGGGAUAAAUCCGAUAUAAAAGUGGAGAGGGAUAUAGACAUGAGUAUCCACGGCCACCGUCCUACCUCUCUUUUACCCUCUCCUACCCAUCUGGGCACUCUGGGUGGCCCAGGACCUCUGAUCAAGACUGGCCUCGGGGACCCCCAGACCCCCACCCAGCCUCACCCUCUGCCCCACCACCCCAGCCCUCCACUGCGUGCCCAGGCUCCACCGUCCGCCCCGCCCAGCUCCCUUCCACCCUUGCUGGGCCACAGCGGGCUGCUCUCCCCCCAGCUCUCUCCCCAGCUCGUGCGUCAGCAGCUAGCCAUGGCCCACCUCAUCAACCAGCAGCUCGCUGUCAGCCGGCUGCUAGCCCACCAGCACCCGCAGGGAGUCAACCAGCAGUUCCUCAACCACCCACCCAUCUCCCGGGCCUGCAAGGUUCCAGGUGGUGCCAUGGAGCCCGGCCUCAAGCCCUCAGCCACUGAGGUCUCCUCCGACAUCUACCAGCAAGUCAGGGAUGAGCUGAAGAGGGCCAGCGUCUCCCAGGCUGUGUUCGCCCGUGUGGCUUUUAAUCGCACCCAGGGCCUGCUAUCGGAAAUCCUUCGAAAGGAGGAGGAUCCUCGCUCAGCCUCCCAGUCCCUGCUGGUCAACCUGAAGGCCAUGCAGAACUUCCUCAACCUGCCGGAGGACGAGCGAGACCGCAUUUAUCAGGAGGAGAGAGAGAGGACCACCAACCCCAACCACAACCACUCCAACAACCACAUCUCUACCUCCACCAUGCAGAGACACACGCAGACUAAGUCCAGCCUGGGCGGUGGAGAGCUGCCGGUGAAGUUGGAGUCCUUGGUGAACAUCACCUCAGGGAUCUAUGAGGAGAUCCAACAGGAGAUGAAGAGGGCCAAGGUGUCGCAGGCUCUCUUUGCCAAAGUGGCCGCCAACAAAAGCCAGGGCUGGCUAUGCGAGCUGCUGAGGUGGAAGGAAAGUCCCAGCCCUGAGAACCGGACCCUGUGGGAGAACCUGUGCACCAUCAGGAGGUUCCUGGCGUUACCGCAGUCCGACCGAGACCUGGUCUACGAAGAGGAGUCGAGACAGCAGCACAGCGAGAGGCUCCACACCGUCCUCCACCUUCCAGACCAGCAGAUCCAGACACUCCACAGACAGCCCCUGCCACCACUGAAGGAUCCAUCCCCAACACAUGAGGACCCACAGCCCACCCCUUUACCUGGCUUACGAUGCUCAGAUGAUGGACUUCAGCGUGGGCUGAGCCCCGGCCCUGGAGCUGGGGCUGGGGCUGGAGCUGGGGCUGGAAGCGGAGGAGCGAAGAAGGCCCGGUCACGGACACGAAUCUCCCUGGAGGCACUGGGCAUACUGCAGAGCUUCAUUGGUGACGUGGGCCUUUACCCGGACCAGGAGGCCAUCCACACCCUGUCUGCCCAGCUGGAUCUGCCCAAGCACACCAUUGUCAAGUUUUUCCAGAACCAGCGCUACCAUGUCAAACACCAUAGCCAGGUUAGGGAGCCCGUCCUCGGGGAAGAGGGCAGGGAGAGCCUGGGUCUCAGCGAGGGGGGCUCCAUCGAGAGCCGAGGCGACGAGGGGCUCUCAGGGUCCGAGGAGUCCAGCGAGGACGGGAGAAGAUCGGUGGAGAUAUUCAGAACAGAGGGAGGAGAUGGACGAGAAGGUGAAGGAGGAGAAGGAAGUGGAGCAAGAGGUGGAGAUGGAGAGGAGGAGAUGGAGGUGGAGAAGGAGGAGGGGGAGGAUGGGAAAGCCUCAGCCCCAGGGACCUCCUCCCUGUCCCCCUACAGCAGCCUGGACAGCCCCCCCUCUGCAGAGCAGCAGAGAUAACAGAAGAGAAAUAAGAGGAAAUAAAACAGAGGAAAUAACUGGAUGGAAGUAAAGGACCAUAUGGCAUUGAGAAGCACAUUCACCCACAACAUCUAUGUCACCCUGUUGUGAAGAAACACACACACAUGCACACACACACAUAUAUAGCAUAAUCAUUGUCUUAUUUAUUGUUUUGAAGGCCAAUGCUGAUAAUUCUUUUUUAAUUGAAGCUGCUAGUAGCCAACAGGCCAAAAAUUCAAAGUAUUUAGUGUUUCCCCAGCACUGUAUU